Molecule: messenger RNA, 1062 nt
Organism: Clarias gariepinus (North African catfish)
Lineage: Eukaryota; Metazoa; Chordata; Actinopteri; Siluriformes; Clariidae
Gene: galr1a
Product: galanin receptor 1a
Exons: 3
Coding region: 16-1062 (348 amino acids)
Biological process (GO): positive regulation of cytosolic calcium ion concentration; G protein-coupled receptor signaling pathway; negative regulation of adenylate cyclase activity
Cellular component (GO): membrane
Molecular function (GO): galanin receptor activity
Source: RefSeq, a predicted model, not a curated record
GUGAGAAGAGAAAUCAUGACCGUAUAUAAUCAAAGUGGUGGAGGUGGUGUGUCGGAGACCCGCGGAGACUCGGAGACCCCGGCGAAGUUGCUGUUUGGGAUUGGAACGGAUAACCUGGUGACGCUGCUGGUCUUCGGGCUGAUCUUCGCGCUCGGCGUGGUGGGAAAUUCCCUGGUGAUCGCCGUGCUGGUGCGGCGCCGAGCGGCUCAACGCCGCGGCACCACUAACAUCUUCAUCCUGAACCUGGGCGUGGCUGACCUCUCCUACCUGCUCUUCUGCGUGCCCUUCCAGUCCACUGUCUACAUGCUACCCACGUGGGUGCUCGGCGCCUUCAUCUGCAAGUUCGUGCACUACUUCUUCACGGUGUCCAUGCUCGUGAGCGUGUUCACGCUCUCCGCGAUGUCCGUGGACCGCUACGUGGCCAUCGUGCACAGCCGGAAAUCCUCGUCUAUCCGCGUGGCGCGGCACGCGGUGCUCGGGGUGCUGGGCAUCUGGGCGCUCUCACUGGCCAUGGCCGCGCCGGUCGCUUACCAUCAGCGCAUCGUGGAGACCGAGGAUAACAGCACAUUCUGCUGGGAAGUGUGGUCAGAUCCCAAAUGGAGGAAAUUCUACGUGGUGUGCACGUUUGUCUUUGGCUACCUGUUGCCCCUCAUCCUGAUUUCUUUCUGCUACGCAAAGGUACUCAAUCAUUUACACAAAAAUCUGCGAAAUAUAUCUAAGAAGUCAGAGGCAUCAAAAAAGAAGACAGCACAGACCGUUCUAGUGGUGGUGGUGGUUUUCUGCUUAUCCUGGCUGCCCCAUCACGUGGUGCAUCUCUGGGUGGAGUUUGGUUCGUUCCCUCUGAAUCAGGCGUCCUUCCUUUUCCGUGUGGCUGCUCACUGUUUGGCUUACAGCAACUCCUCGGUCAAUCCCAUCAUCUAUGCCUUUCUUUCUGAGAACUUCAGGCAAGCCUACAAGCAGGUGUUCCAAUGUCAGGUGGCCAGUGAAUGCCCAACACAUGAUGCUCGAGAAACACGGACCAAGUUGGAGAAAGUUCCACCCACUAACUGCACAAUGGUUUAA